GUGUCACCCCCCCCCUCCCCAGGGGGGGUCGAGAGAGAGCGGCCUGUGUGUGAAGAGAGAGCGCGGACGGUGUGGGUGCUGCCACCUCCCCCUCUCUCUCUCCCCACCCUCGGGGCUGGAGUGGGGGGGGGGGGUGCUUUAUUUUUGAGAGUGGGACCCGGGAGGCUGGGGACGGUGUUGGGGUGACUCACGGCGGUCGGGGUGCCGGCCUGUUCCUGUCGUCCUCCUUCCUCUCCCGGGGUGUGUGUAGCCGCUUCCUGCUCUCUCCAUGUCUCUCUCCACCCCCACCCCCACCCCCACCCCCAGCCCGGGCAGACGGGGCCAGACGGUCGGAGUGCGCUGUCCCUGCUGUCCGUGAAGAGAUGAUGUCGAUUCCUUUGUGUGGAAAAAGGCCAUUCAGCCCAUCAAAUCUGCACUAGCCCUCCAGAUCCAGCCACCACCCUAUCUAUGUAACCCUGCAUUUACUGUGGCUAAGCCACCUAGCCUCUGGAACCCUGGACAUUACGGGUACCUUUUGUGUGAACUGCAAGAUCCAAGAACAGCAACUAUCCAAGAAAUACACAAUAAAGUCCUGAUAGGGAACAAGUCGCUUCGGUGAAUUAUUUUUGAAGAAAUUGCUGUAGAGGGAGCACAACAAACAUUUGGCAGACUUGUUUGAAGACGGUGGAUUUGGCCUGUGAAGAGAAGUUGGGCAAACCAAGCUUCAAUUUUUGAAGAAUGAGAGGCGAUCUUGUUGAAAUUCACAAAAUCCUUUAAGGGGUAGACAGUUGCUGCUUUAAAGGGCCAUUUGUCGAUGAAGGGUGAAAUUUGUGAUCCCAGUACCGAUCAUUCCAAGGCUUUGAGUGGCAAGAAUGCCAUCUUCAACACGUAAAGGGGCAGCAAGAGAUCCUGAAAUUUCAGAACUCUUCUUUAAAGAGGACCCAGAGGAACUGUUUGUUGACUUGCAUGAAAUUGGGCAUGGAAGCUUUGGAGCUGUUUAUUUUGCCAGAAAUGCUCGCACAUCAGAGGUGGUGGCAGUCAAGAAAAUGUCCUAUAGUGGUAAACAAAUAACAGAGAAAUGGCAGGACAUUAUCAAAGAAGUCAAAUUUCUCCGCCAACUCAAGCAUCCAAAUACUAUAGAAUACAAAGGUUGUUAUCUAAAGGAGCACACUGCCUGGAUGGUCAUGGAAUACUGCCUAGGAUCAACUUCUGAUUUGCUGGAAGUUCACAAGAAACCACUUCAGGAAGUGGAGAUUGCUGCCAUUACCCAUGGUGCCUUGCAGGGGCUGGUCUACCUGCAUUCUCGUAAUUUGAUACACAGAGAUAUAAAGGCAGGAAAUAUUUUACUAACUGAACCAGGACAAGUCAAACUGGCUGAUUUUGGAUCUGCCUCUAUAGUAUGCCCUGCCAACUCAUUUGUUGGGACGCCUUACUGGAUGGCCCCAGAGGUGAUCCUUGCGAUGGACGAGGGACAAUAUGAUGGAAAAGUAGAUGUGUGGUCUCUUGGCAUAACAUCCAUCGAACUUGCUGAACGCAAACCACCUUUGUUCAACAUGAACGCAAUGAGUGCCUUAUAUCACAUUGCCCAGAAUGAAUCUCCAACACUUCAGUCAAAUGAGUGGUCUCAAUUUUUUAGGAGUUUUGUGGAUUACUGCCUGCAGAAGAUUCCGCAGGAUCGACCAACAUCAUUAGAACUUUUGCGGCAUGAUUUUGUUCGCCGGGAGCAUCCGCAAAGAGUUCUUUGUGACCUUAUUGCAAGAACAAAAGAUGCGGUACGAGAGCUGGAUAAUCUUCAGUAUAGAAAAAUGAAAAAAAUUCUUUUUCAAGAAACUCGUAAUGGACCAAUGACUGAAUCACAAGAGGAAGAGGAGGACAGUGAGCAUGGUGCAGGAUUAGGUAGUAAAGUAGAUAGCCUGGGAAGUAAUCAAUCCAUUCCCAGUAUGUCGAUCAGCACAGGCAGCCAGAAUAGCAGUGUUAACAGUCUGCAUGAAGUCUUUGAUGAUAGUUCAGAGAUCGCAAUGAUGCAUGAUGGUGAUAACACCAUGCAAUCCAAUGUCUCCGUCAUCCACAAGAAGCAGGACCAUGUAUUCAUAAGGGAUGAAGCAGGCCAGAAAGACAUCAGGCCUGAUCUGCGGCCUACAGCAUCUCUCCAUAGUCAGGCCUCUCUGCUUAAGAACCGAGAGCAUUUUGCUACAAUCAGAACAGCAUCUCUGGUUACAAGACAGAUCCAUGAGCAUGAACAGGAAAACGAGUUACGUGAACAGAUGUCGGGCUACAAGCGGAUGCGAAGACAGCACCAGAAGCAGCUGAUGGCUUUAGAGAAUAAGUUGAAGGCUGAGAUGGAUGAACAUCGUCUAAAGUUGGAGAAAGAAGUAGAGACUCAAUGUAACAAUGCAUCUAUUGAACUGGAGAAGCUGGCGAAAAAACAUCAAAUAUCGAUGGAAAAAGAGAUGAAGGUAGCAGCACAAGAUGAGAAGAAAAUCCAGCAGCAAAUUACAGCACAACAGAAAAAGGAACUGACCACCUUCCUUGAAAACCAAAAGCGCCAGUAUAAACUUUGUAAAGAAAAGAUUAAAGAGGAGAUGAAUGAAGAUCACAGUACACCGAAGAAGGAAAAGCAAGAAAGAUUAUCUAGACAUAAAGAAAACCUUCAACACACGCAGGCAGAAGAGGAAUCUCAACUACUUGGCCGUCAACGAUUGCAGUACGAUCGAAAUUGUCGUGAGCUUAAGCGCAAAUUGAUGAUUAUACGACAUAAUUUGGAGCAAGAGCAUCUACGUGAGGAAGUGAAUAAGAAGCAAACUCAAAAGGAGAUGGAACAUGCCAUGUUAAUUCGUCACGAUGAGUCCACACAAGAACUGGAAUUCCGACAGCUUAAUAUGUUGCAAAAACUUAGGAUUGAUUUAAUCCGCUUACAGCAUCAGACUGAGCUGGAGAAUCAAACAGAGUAUAAUACCCGCCGAGAGCGGGAACUACACAGAAAACAUGUCCUGGAACUCAGACAACAGCCAAAGAGCCUAAAGGCCAUGGAGCUACAGAUAAAGAAGCAGUUCCAAGACACAUGUAAAGUCCAAACAAAACAGUACAAAGCACUGAGGAACCACCAGCUGGAGGUAACUCCAAAAAGUGACCACAAAAUGGUCCUGAAAGCACUUAAAGAGGAACAGACAAGGAAAUUAGCCAUUUUGGCAGAACAGUAUGAACAAAGCAUCAAUGAGAUGAUGGCCUCACAAGCGCUGCGGCUAGAUGAGGCUCAGGAAGCAGAGUGCCAAGGUCUGAAACAUCAACUUCAGCAAGAAAUGGAGCUACUCAAUGCCUACCAGAGUAAAAUUAAGAUGCAGACUGAAGCACAGCAUGAGAGAGAGUUCCAAAAACUUGAGCAGCUGGUGUCAAUGCGUAGAGCACGUCUUGAACAAAAGAUUGAAGAGGAACUGGCUGCACUUCAGAAAGAACGCACUGAGAGAAUACGAAAUUUAUUAGAAAGACAAGGACGGGAAGCUGAAAGCUUUGACAUGGAAAGCCUCAGACUUGGGUUUGGAAAUUUGCUUACAUUGGACUAUCCCAAGGAAGACUAUAGAUGAAAAACAUUGCCAUAACUUUGCCCAGAUUCUAAUCCUGGGCUCAUUUCUUCUUGAGGGCAGACAUCACCUCUGGACUAGUGCCUGUACAGUCCUUAAUUUCCUUAUCAGGGCCCCAUUGUUAAUGUUAACAAGAACGCUGACCAUUUGUUGGUCAUCUUUUAAAAUGAGACAGUAUUGAUAUAUGUGCAAUCAUACCUUUUGUGAAAUUGGAAAGCAGGAUGUACAUCGCUUAUGAUCAUGCAUUACAACUAAUUUGUAAAUCUGUGCAGAAAGACAAAUGUUAUAUCUGCAGCCUUAUCUUAACUCGCUGCUAGCUUUCUUUCGGUAUUUAUUCAUCAGGAAAUUUUAUUAAGAUUGAAUAAUUUGAUACUAAAGAUUUGAUGUACAUGUCAAUCAUACAAAGUGCUUCUGGGAAAUAGUUUUAAAAAGCAAUGCUGGCAAGGGUUUCCUAGUCCAGUGUUAAUCAUAUGUAAAAAAAAAAUCAUUUUCUGCUGUGGCAGAUGUGCAUACUGUAUGUGAAUCCUGGGACCCAAGUAGCACAAUAGGGCCAAGGCACUAUCACAUAUAUUGUAUAGAUGGAAUUCAGGAGAGCUUUUACUUAUUUUCAUAAAGUAUUUUAAUGGUUCCUCAAAUUAAUUUUAUAAUAAUUUUUGUUCAGUCUGAGGUAAACCUGGCUGUAAGUGGGAUCUUCUAAUAGAAUUUUCUGUCUAGACCAUAAAUGUUGCUUACUCAUA
Molecule: messenger RNA, 4294 nt
Organism: Hemiscyllium ocellatum (epaulette shark)
Lineage: Eukaryota; Metazoa; Chordata; Chondrichthyes; Orectolobiformes; Hemiscylliidae
Gene: taok3a
Product: TAO kinase 3a
Exons: 23
Coding region: 852-3560 (902 amino acids)
Biological process (GO): protein phosphorylation; execution phase of apoptosis
Molecular function (GO): ATP binding; protein kinase activity
Source: RefSeq, a predicted model, not a curated record